Molecule: messenger RNA, 3839 nt
Organism: Neocloeon triangulifer
Lineage: Eukaryota; Metazoa; Arthropoda; Insecta; Ephemeroptera; Baetidae
Product: probable cationic amino acid transporter
Exons: 9
Coding region: 146-2191 (681 amino acids)
Biological process (GO): amino acid transport
Cellular component (GO): plasma membrane
Molecular function (GO): amino acid transmembrane transporter activity
Source: RefSeq, a predicted model, not a curated record
UGUCUUCGGGGGUGCAGCUGGACGAGGUGCGCGCGCGUUGCACCCCCGCGCCCCCUCGGCCGGGGCGGCUGCAGGGAGGCAGGCAGGCAGGGGCGGGCGAGCUGCGGCAGUCGGCGCGUGAGCACCCCAGCAGCAAGCCCGAGGGAUGACGCCCGUGAGCUGGUGGCCGCGUCCGCCGCCCCUUCGCCUCCUGGGGGCUGGACUGGCCGCCCCCUGGGCUCUUGGCGUCCUCGUCGUCGGCGGCCACGUGGCCAGCGGCGUCAGCGGCCCGUGCAGUGUGGCCGCCCUCCUCAUCGCCGCCACCGCCGCACUCCUCGCCGCACUUUGCCACUCGGAAGUAUUUGUGAAGCGACACGCGUCUCUGUACGAAGCUUCCAGACAGGUGCUGGGCGUCCGAGCUGCCCUUGCCGUCGGCUGGGCGGCCGCCACGUGGCGCGUGGCUGCCUUGGCCGCGUGUGCCCGUAGUCUGGGCGCCACGAUCGACUACAUCUCGGGCGGACACUUUCGAGCGUUGACCAAACACGCAAUGCUGCGGAUCUUUCCGCUGCUCCACCGAAUCGAACCCGACCCAUUGGCCGCCGGCGCAGCCUGUCUCACCACCUUGCUCUUUGUUCUCGGACUUGAGCGAUCGCGGAUUCUGCGUCUGCUGCUGAAUGCGAGCGUCGCAUUGGCGGUGCUUUUCUUCAUCGUAAUCGGCGCCACGCAUUGCGAGCCCGAAACCUGGGGCACCCACGUCUUCCUACCAGCCGGCGCUCGAGGGUUGUUCAUCGGUGCGGCCAUGUGUUCCGUCGGCUUCUUGGGUGUCAAUUCUGUGCGUGCAGAAGCGGCCCGAACUUGGGCCCGUGGUGAUCGUGGCCCUUCGUUGGCCACGCAGCUGCUGGCCUGCGUUGCCUGCAUCAUCGCGUGUCUUGCUUCUUAUCUUGCGGUCACCGUUGUUCUCACCAUGAUGGUUCACUUCAGGUCUCUGAGUCCAGAAUCUCCCUCUUUGGUGCAAGCAUUUGAGGUGCGUGACGUCGACUGGGCUCGGCUGGUGAUGUCAGUGUUGGGCAUUUCAGGACUGUCCUUCGCCCUCGUGGAGUUAGCGCAUCCCCUGCACAGCCAGGUGCGCGCCCUGGCCGCCGACGGCCUCCUACCGCGCCACUUGGCACGCGACCUGCCCAUCACGGGCACCCCAGCCGCGGCCAUAGUCACCUGCGGUGCCGUCACUGCCGCCCUGGGCCUCGCGGCGCCACUCAGGGUGCUCCUCCACAUCGCCGCCCUGGCUGCGCUUACCAUCAACCUGACCCUGUCGACCGCCUGCCUCUGGAUUCGCUACCGCAGCCUCCACAAUCCGGACCAACGCAUUUUACAGGGCAUCCCAACCUUAAGCGGAGGGUUAACUGUGCGUGGCUUUAAAGCCAAAUUGGGCUCCCUGCCAGUUGUGGUGCAGUUAACAGGACAUGGCCACCGCUGGGGAGGUCGUACCACCGAUGAGGCACAGCCUCUGAUGACCCUCAGUGCUGACGAUGAAGUGAACACAGAUGUUGGAAUUGAGUCGGAGAGUUCUGAACUUUCUGGCUAUGAAACAGACAGCAGCGCGAGCACUGAUAUUGACGCCGCUGUGGCCCAGUUCAAAGAGCAGCUGCAGGUGGCCACCGUGACCGUCCCAGAGACCCCGGUGUCCAUAGAGCCGGACGCCACCAGUUCGAAACGGGCGCGCCUCGCCCUGCUGGCAGCUUUCGUUACCACAACCUUUGUCUGCAGCACUUUUCUUGUGGGAGUGGAAAAGCAUUCAGCGGGUGCGUUGGUUAUUUCUGGCCUGGCCCUGGUUGCCGUAUUUGGGCUGAUGCUGGUUGUGGCCAAGCUGCCGCGAGUCCGAUCCACGGAGGGCAACUUCGAGGUGCCCUUCGGCCCUUGGAUUCCCGCCCUGUCCGUGGUGCUGCAUGUCCUCUUGUUGGUGCAGCUCCUAGCUGCGGCGUGGCUGGCUUGCCUGGUGCUAAUCGUCUCAGGUGCUUUGGCGAUUUACGUGCGCGAGUGGCGCAUCACGCGUCGCAUGGGGGUGGCGUCACGGCGCCGCGGCGAGCGAAUUCACAUGCAAGCGGCGCCGCCUCCCCACUCGAUGGUGCCGACGCUUGUGCCGAGUCACCGUCGCUUGGCGCCGCACUCACAGCGCCGCUUCACCACCGUGGAUACAAUUGUGAUCAGCCGGUGACCCUCGCUCACCCUCGACCCUGACGACGUCUAAAAACCACCCUUGAAAGUGAGAAUGAGGGAGGGCGAAAGUAAAUUAGUUGAAAAACGAGCGCACACACGCAACACCAAAAAUCGUAGAUGGAGAGGAAAACUUGUAUAAACUACUUGAGGUAAUUCAUUUUAAAUGUUUGAAAAACUCUGAACGAUAAAAUGAGAAUAAUAUGGGGAGUGAAAUAAAAUGGACGGAUUUCAGAGAAACAUUUAUUAUGCAAAAUUGAUGGAGUUUCAAUUUUAGAAAAUUAUCAUGAAGAUUUUUAACUGAGAUAAUAAUUAGGGUUAAUAAUAAAAGGUCCCAAAAUACUCUUGGAAAAAAUUGAAAAGUGAAGAUUCAAAAAUUGUUUUGGGACUAUGCAGGGAAAAUUGAUGAUUGAAGAUGAAUUUUGAAUUGUUGUCUUCCUCCGACGAAAAUUACCGCUCACUUAAAUGCGAAAAUUUUCCUCAGCGCGGAACUGAUAAAGAGAAAUGUAUGCAUCGUAAGAGCGAUAUCAGGCGAAGUCAAUAUCAAGUCAUGACGGCGCUCCGUCAUGGAAAUCAAUAAUUUAUCUCAGAAUAGAAGCAAUCAAUAUCAAGAGAAACCUAUACAAAUCGGCCGUAAAAAUAAUAUGCCACUUUGAAAUGGCUUUUAAGUGUAAAACUGUCUUUGAAUAAUCAAAAUAAGCGCCGCAAGGAAAAAAAAAGAUGGUAUAAAAUUUAAAUUAUAAAUUGUCAGCGUAUAAUAUACGCAGUAUUUUGGUUGUAGUGGCAGGCAAUAAUUAUUUGAAGAAUUUCGGCAAAUGAACUGUAUAAAAAAUAUGUAAUCAAUCAGGGUUAAAAGGGAGACUUUAAUUUUAUUGACUGCUUCUUCCAUUUUAACUUUUAAUGAUCGAGUAGAUAGCAAAUCAUAGUUAUAAUUUGUCAUAGGUUUUUAAUAAAAUGUGAACAAUCAUCUAUAAUUAAAUGGCACACUUGCUUACACUAUAAUGUGGAAAGAGUACUCUUUACCGUCCUCAAUUUCAAAUAUAUUGACGAGCUCAUUAAAUUUUAAUGUCAUCAAAGAUCUCACUUCUUCUUACUCUGAUAUUAAAUAAAAUUGAAAUUAUUUUAACCUUUUUUUGUCGCUGGUUUUUAAUUUUGAUUGUGUUUUGACAACACUGCGAGACAAUUCAAGGUGGUUAGUUGAGUACAAGUUUAUGUGUACUGGAGGUAAAUAGGUAAACUGCCGUUUAUAAAUGCAUACACACACAUUACACAUGAAAUAUAUAUUAUGUAUCGAUGGUAUUUUAUAUCACAUAAUAUUAUGUCUAAUAAAUAUAUCUAUCGAAUUUUAAUUGUUAACCGUCCGUUGCAUUGGUGAGAAAAACUGACAAAGCAGUGAAGCAGAUAUAAGCAAGAAUAAUUGUUAAUUAUAUAAUUGUUUGAAACAAAUAACACGACGUGAGUGCUAUACUGAAAGUGCUUUAUACAGAGAAAGAAAAUCCGUGACAAAUAAGAGAGGUUAAAUUUAAGAGGAAAAAUAAUAAUUAACAAUGCGUAGAAAAAACUACCAAAAAUCAAAGUUUUACUGCUGUUUGAACAUGUAAAAGAGUGUAAAAGUUGUAUUUGAUAUGUAGCUUGAGGUGUCCACUAAU